AAACGACGCCGUAUUCCGAUUGCCGGUCUUUCAUCUUCGUGGCUGGAAAUCAACGGCCAUUUUACACCUCGGUGUCAAAUGUUCCACAGCCAGUCGCUGCUUCCAACAAACUACAGAACCUGAGCGUAUCCACCACAUCGAAUCGUGUAUAGCUUUGAUUGAUGCUUUGUCCUUUUCCGCAAGAUUCUGUGUGUUUAUUCGAAGAGAAAACUGAUGUGCCUCUUCAAUUUUGGUUUGAACACUCGUCGGUCAAGUCGGGUUCUGGUUUGUGAAGUCUCGAUAUGCAAACACUGACUAUCUGGCCGUCAUCGAGUGAAUGGAAUUCUGGUAUAUUACCACGUAUGAGUUUAGAAUUGAGCUCUUGUAGCGGUUCUCUUCACUGGCGAGAGAAGAGGAAACGAUUAGGAAUUCACCAUAUAUCCAGCGGUGUUGUACUGUAUUGUUGUGGAUACUGUAAGGGUUUCAUAAAUAAGUGUUUAUCGAGUCACAUAGUCCGACACUGUGAGUUGAAUCUUCUGUCUUAUCCAAAUAAGGAAUUCCGCGGCGUCCUUUUUGCUCUUCCUUGUGCAUUGGAGCAACCAACCCUCGACGACAAUGUUGCCGAAGCAGGAUCUGAUAACAAGCAUGAAUUUCCUCAGAACAGAGAUGGCAUGAAAUUGACCCCGGUUCAUCUGGAUGAAGGUUUGGGGAUAAGCUCCAAAUUCAAUGAGAAUCGGGAAAAUGAUGAAGAUGGGAAAGACGAUGGAAUUGAUGCUGAAAAACAAGGUCGAAAUGGACGCAGCACAAGGAUUAAUGUUCGAGCCCUGGCUUGGAGCUUGCGCUCGGCUAAAACAGCAGACGAUGUUGAAGAAGUUCUCAAGGAGAAAGGAGAGCUUCCUCUUCAGGUAUACUCUACCAUAAUUAAAGGUUUCGGCAGAGACAAGAGGAUAGAGUCAGCAAUGGCGAUCUUUGAGUGGCUUAAGAGAAAGAACAAAGAGGCUGGUUCUCCUAUCCAGCCAAACCUGUUCAUAUACAACAGUCUCUUAGGGGCAAUGAAGCAAGCCGAAUGUUUCGAUUUUGUCGAUGAAGUCAUAGGUGACAUGGCCAUGGAAGGGGUGCGUCCUAACGUUGUCACAAUCAACACCUUGAUGGGAAUUUACAUAGAACAAGGACGAGAGGUCAAGGCACUCCAAUUGUUCGUGGAGAUGCCGAACAAGGGAUUGUCCCCAUCUCCUGCUUCAUACUCGAUAGUCCUACUUGCUUAUCGUAGACUCGAGGAUGGAUUCGGAGCUUUGACAUUCUUUGUCGAGAUAAAAGACAAACACCAAAGAGGUGAGAUAGGAAAGGAUGAAGAAGAAGAAGAAGAAGACUGGAACUACGAGAUCACAAAGCUAGAAAACUUCACCUUUCGAAUUUGCUACCAAGUGAUGAGACGUUGGCUUGCAGCAAAGGACAACCUGAGAACUAAAGUGUUGAAGCUGCUGACCGAGAUGGAUAAGGCUGGGCUGCACCACGGUCGCGCUGAAUACGAGCGCCUCAUCUGGGCUUGCACGCGAGAAGAUCAUUGUGUUGUGGCUAAGGAGUUGUAUUCUCGAAUAAGAGAAAUGGGGACCGGAUCAAUCAGCUUAUCGGUUUGCAACCAUGUCAUUUGGCUGAUGGGGAAGGCGAAGAAAUGGUGGGCAGCUUUAGAAAUCUACGAGGACUUGUUGGAUAUAGGACCUAAACCGAACAAUAUGUCGUACGAAUUGGUCGUGUCUCAUUUCAACAUUCUGCUGUCUGCAGCUCGGAAGAAAGGAAUUUGGCGAUGGGGCAUGAGGCUGCUCGACAAGAUGGAAGAGAAAGGCCUCAAACCGGGCAGCAGAGAAUGGAAUUCAGUUCUCAUCGCCUGCGCAAAGGCUUCGCAGACUUCAGCUGCUGUUCAGAUAUUCAAGAGAAUGGUCGAACACGACGAGAAGCCUACAAUAAUAUCGUACGGAGCGCUUCUUAGCGCUCUCGAGAAAGGGAAGCUCUACGAGGAGGCUCUUCGGGUGUGGAAGCACAUGAUAAAAGUAGGCGUGGAGCCAAAUCUAUACGCCUACACAAUCAUGGCUUCGAUCUACGCUGACCAGGGGAGAUUCGACACUGUGGAUUCUAUUAUCCGGGAAAUGGGAGUCGUCGGGAUUGAGCCAACAGUGGUUACGUUUAACGCUAUAAUCACGCGAUGUGCGCAGCAUAAUUUGGGGAACACGGCGCACGAAUGGUUCCAACGAAUGAAGGUUGAGAAUGUAACCCCGAACGAGGUUACAUACGAGAUGCUGAUCGAAGCUCUUGCCAGCGAUGGGAAACCAAGGGUUGCGUAUGAGAUGUAUUUGAGGGCUCGGAAUGAGGGGCUUGAGCUUUCUUGCAAGGCUUAUGAUGCAGUCGUCGAAUCUUCGCAAGCUUAUGGUGCCACGAUCGAUGUGAGCAGUCUCGGGCCGCGGCCACGGCCGCCACCGGAGAAGAAGAAGAGAGGGCAGGUGAGGAAAGAUGAAUCCUUGAGUUCAGGUGGCGAUGAUGAUGAUGAUGAUGAUGGUGGUGGUCAUAGAAGAGAAAGAUUUGAGAAAAGAGAGAUUCAUGUACAACAACAGAAAAGCCCUAUUUUUUGACAUUUUUAUGUUUUAGACUGAAGUCUUUGGACUACCUGUGUGUUGUUGUAUAGCAGUGGCGGAACCAACCCCAGGCUCAUCACUAGUAUAUUUUUAUUGAUUUGAAUUUUUCGA
Andrographis paniculata is the source of this 2717-nucleotide messenger RNA. RefSeq names its product protein LOW PHOTOSYNTHETIC EFFICIENCY 1, chloroplastic-like. The coding region runs from base 282 to 2603 and encodes 773 amino acids. The transcript has 2 exons. NCBI's taxonomy places the organism in Eukaryota, Viridiplantae, Streptophyta, Magnoliopsida, Lamiales, Acanthaceae. The record is from RefSeq and is a predicted model, not a curated record. Gene Ontology annotation, molecular function: protein binding.